This is a messenger RNA of Exophiala viscosa, 3022 nucleotides long. RefSeq names its product elongation factor 2. The transcript has 7 exons. The coding region runs from base 149 to 2680 and encodes 843 amino acids. The record is from RefSeq and is a predicted model, not a curated record. Gene Ontology annotation, biological process: translational elongation. NCBI's taxonomy places the organism in Eukaryota, Fungi, Ascomycota, Eurotiomycetes, Chaetothyriales, Herpotrichiellaceae. Gene Ontology annotation, molecular function: GTP binding; GTPase activity; translation elongation factor activity. Gene Ontology annotation, cellular component: cytosol; ribonucleoprotein complex.
GAAAUCGAAAUUUCACCCCUCGCCGUCCGCCAUUCCAAGCAGAGCGUCGAACUGCUUCGACUCUGCAUUCCCAUCCCAAAGCUCAACGAGAGCGCCCUAAACUGCCGCACGGCAUACAACAUCGACAGAUAGUCGAUAGUCCGACAAUAUGGUCAACUUCACCGUCGACGAGAUCCGGGAGUUGAUGAACCGACCUGCGAACAUUCGUAACAUGUCGGUUAUCGCCCACGUCGAUCACGGAAAAUCCACCUUGACCGACUCCCUCGUUCAGCGAGCCGGUAUUAUCUCCGCAGCGAAGGCCGGCGAAGCUCGAUUUACGGACACCCGAAAAGACGAGCAAGAGCGAGGUAUCACCAUCAAGUCAACCGCCAUCUCGCUAUAUGCGCAUCUCCCCGAUGAGGAGGAUCUCAAGGAUAUCCCCCAGAAAGUCAAUGGUAACGAGUUCUUGAUCAACUUGAUCGACUCGCCCGGUCACGUCGAUUUCUCAUCUGAAGUCACUGCCGCUCUUCGUGUCACCGAUGGUGCCCUCGUCGUGGUCGACACCAUCGAAGGUGUCUGUGUGCAGACCGAAACUGUCCUCCGACAGGCUCUCGGUGAGCGUAUCAAGCCCGUCGUCAUCAUCAACAAGGUCGAUCGUGCCCUGCUCGAACUUCAAGUUUCCAAGGAAGAUCUAUACCAGUCUUUCUCCCGAACAAUCGAGUCCGUCAACGUCAUCAUCUCAACCUACUUCGACAAGGCCCUGGGUGAUGUCCAAGUCUUCCCCGACAAGGGUAACGUGGCUUUCGGUUCCGGUCUGCACGGCUGGGCUUUUACCAUCCGUCAAUUCGCCGUCCGAUACGCCAAGAAGUUCGGUGUCGACAAGUCCAAGAUGAUGGAGCGUCUUUGGGGCGACAGCUUCUUCAACCCCAAGACCAAGAAGUGGACUAAGGUUGGCACGCACGAGGGCCAGACCCUAGAGCGUGCUUUCAACCAGUUCAUCCUUGACCCCAUCUUCAAGAUCUUCGACGCUUUCAUGAAGGGCAAGGUCGAUGACCUUGUCACCUUGUGCGGCAAGCUCGACAUCAAGAUCACCUCAGAAGAGAAGGAGCUUCCUGGAAAGGGUCUCCUCAAGGCCGCCAUGCGAAAGUUCUUGCCCGCUGCCGACGCUCUGUUGGAGAUGAUGAUUAUCCACUUGCCAUCUCCAGUCACAGCUCAGAAAUACCGUGCCGAGACUCUCUACGAGGGUCCUUCGGACGAUGCCGCCUGCAUCGCCAUCCGCGACUGCGACCCCAAGGGUGACCUCAUGCUUUACGUCUCCAAGAUGGUGCCGACUUCCGACAAGGGCCGAUUCUACGCUUUUGGUCGUGUCUUCGCUGGUACCGUCCGCUCUGGCCUGAAGGUCCGCAUUCAGGGUCCCAACUACGUCCCUGGCAAGAAGGAAGAUCUCUUCGUCAAGGCGAUCCAGCGAACUGUCCUCAUGAUGGGUCGUACCGUCGAGCCUAUUGAUGAUAUGCCAGCUGGUAACAUUGUCGGUCUGGUCGGUAUCGAUCAGUUCUUGCUCAAGUCCGGUACUCUCACCACCUCUGAGACCGCCCACAACAUGAAGGUCAUGAAGUUCUCCGUCUCUCCUGUCGUGCGACGAUCCGUCGAAGUCAAGAAUGCCAACGACUUGCCCAAACUUGUCGAAGGUCUCAAGCGAUUGUCCAAGUCCGACCCUUGCGUCUUGACCAUGAUCACCGAGUCCGGCGAGCACGUUGUUGCUGGUGCUGGUGAACUUCACUUGGAAAUCUGCUUGAAGGAUUUGGAAGAGGACCACGCUGGUGUGCCCCUUAAGAUCAGCGACCCAGUCGUCUCAUACCGUGAGACCGUUGGUGGCGACUCCAGCAUGACUGCCCUGUCCAAAUCUCCCAACAAGCACAACCGGCUGUAUGUCAUUGCAUCGCCUCUCGGUGAGGAAGUUUCCAAGGACAUCGAGGGCGGCAAGAUCAACCCCCGUGACGACUUCAAGGCCCGUGCCCGUGUCCUUGCUGACGACCACGGCUGGGAUGUUACCGAUGCACGAAAGAUUUGGGGUUUCGGUCCCGACACCACUGGUCCCAACUUGUUGGUUGACCAGACCAAGGCCGUCCAGUACCUCAACGAAAUCAAGGAUUCUUUCGUUUCUGGUUUCCAAUGGGCUACCCGUGAAGGUCCUCUCGCCGAAGAGCCUCUGCGAGGAGUCCGAUUCAACAUCAUGGAUGUCACUCUUCACGCCGAUGCUAUCCAUCGUGGUGGCGGUCAGAUCAUUCCCACUGCCAGACGUGUGCUGUACGCUUCCACACUUUUGGCUGACCCCGGCCUCCAAGAGCCUGUCUUCUUGGUCGAAAUCCAGGUUCCAGAACAAGCCAUGGGUGGUAUCUAUGGUGUCUUGACCCGCAGAAGAGGUCACGUCUUCUACGAGGAGCAACGUGUGGGUACACCACUGUUCACUGUCAAGGCCUACCUUCCUGUCAUGGAGUCUUUCGGUUUCAACGCCGAUCUCCGUGCCGCCACUGGUGGUCAAGCCUUCCCCCAGAUGGUGUUCGACCACUGGCAGAUUCUGCCCGGUGGUUCGCCACUUGACGCCGCCAGCAUGCCCGGCAAGAUCACCGUGGAUAUGCGUACGAGAAAGGGUCUCAAACCCCAAGUUCCCGGCUAUGACAACUACUAUGACAAGUUGUAGAGCACUCAGCUUGCAAGCACAGAUCAAAAAGGCCAUGUCAUUACGAAUCGCAUACCCCCAGAAUCAUGGUCUUGACGCAUUGACGGUAACAAAAGCACUGGUUCGACGCAAUGACAUACAUGCUUGAAGCAGAAUACGGACUCUAGGUGGUUGUCAAGCUCGAAGAUGGAGGGAGAAAAGACAAAAGGACAUUGAGGGGUGGAUGACGGUCUUGGGUCACUGUUGAAGACCAACUAUCGACACAACUGCAUUUUCCUGUCUUGUUAGAUUGUUGUUGCCUCCGUUGGUGUGCAUACAGGCUCGAGAAACGUAGAUGACAAUUUGAUGCAUUCAUGAGACAAA